AUGGAUACUCUAAUUCAUAGUGUCAAUCUCCAUGGAAUCCAAAACAGCUUUGAUCCAUCCAUUGAGGUUGCAGUCAAACUUAACAAGCUAAAAGAUUCAGAACAGUUUAAGCCCAUCUUAAUUCACUGUGAGGGUUUAUUAUUGUGGACUCCAAACGGCGGGAAACUCGUGGUUUGGAACCCUUGUACUGGUCAAACCAGGUGGAUCAAAUCCAAUCAUCGUAAUCUUUUGUUAGAUAGGUAUGUCUUAGGAUACGUAAACAACAACAACAAAUCUUGGGAUAGCUACAGAAUCUUGACUUUUGACUAUUUUUAUUGCUGCCUAAAGGCUUCUCCUCUUAAGUUUGAUAUCUAUGAGUUCAACUCUGAUUCAUGGAGGUUUCUUGAUGACGUCUAUCCUAAUUCUUUCAUUCACUCUGAUGGCGUGACUCUGAAGGGAAAUGCUUACUGGUACGCUUUAGAUGAAGAAGACUCUCUCCUUAAAUUCAUACUAAAGUUUGAUUUCACUACUGAGAGAUUUGAACGUCUGCGUCUGCCUCUAUCUUUUAAGAGUACUAGUUAUGUUAGUGUGGUUCUCUCAGUUGUUAGAGGAGGGAAACUUGCCUUGUUACAACAGAGGGUUGAUGAUACAGAUUCGUUAAAGAUGGAUAUAUGGGUGACAAAAACUAAGAUCGAUGAGGCCAAAGACUUGUUGUGGAGCAACUUCUUGGUAGUGGAUUUGGGUAAAGUUAUGUUACCAGAUGUGAUGAUGGUCCCUUAUAUGAGUUUCUUGGUUGAUUAG
Molecule: messenger RNA, 780 nt
Organism: Camelina sativa (false flax)
Lineage: Eukaryota; Viridiplantae; Streptophyta; Magnoliopsida; Brassicales; Brassicaceae
Source: RefSeq, a predicted model, not a curated record